CCUCAGAGUUCAGAGUUCACGUGUCAGCCAGUAUAACCUUCCACUACGCUACAGCACUGCGCGCAUAGGACUGUCGCGUUUUGUGGCUGCCGGUAACAUUACAAGUGUCUUUCUCGCUUGCUGAAGCCCUAGCCUGCAUUAGGAUGGACGCGAAGUCACACGUAUUACUGGCUGCUCUCAUGGGUAUUUUGGCAGUUUCAUUUGGAAUGGUUGCAGGUGUUGAUACUGAAUGCACUGCCGUCUUUAGUAUGCAAGGUGUCACAGGCAAUAUAAGUUUCAUGCAGUCUGCACAGAGUGGAACAGUCUCCAUUGUUGCUCAUUUGAAUGGAUUAAAAACAGGAAAAGAAUAUGGCUGGGAGGUUCGCCAAUUUCCCACUAACUUUGACAUUGCCAAUAGGUGCUCAGAUUUAGACAUCGGUAACAUGCUGCCAAAUGGUGGAAACCUCAGUGAUAGCCAUGGUUUCUUGACUCCAUCAAACCAAGCAUCUGCCAGCUACAGUGACAGUAGUCUACACCUCUUUGGAAAGGACAGCAUAACAGGUCGCACCCUUCGUCUGAGUGCCACUGACGGAACCCACACAGUCUGUGCUACAAUACAGCCCACUGGUAUUGUGAAGACAGUCAUGGUCAGACUGCCAGGACCAGUGGGAGGCACAAUUUACUUCCGUGAAGAUACAAGCAACACUAGAGCAGGCGUCGCCAUCUAUGCUGAUCUAUUUUUCACCGAUUCCACAUCAGCACCGAGCACAGCAUCAUACCUAAAGAUUCACUCCAAUGCAGUUGCUGCUGACUUGACAGAGAGUAAAUCCAUGAGUGAACGCUGUGCUGCUCUAGGUGAUGUGUACAAUCCUGGUGGGGUAACUGGGACCUGCAGUUCAUCAGACCACAGCUCUUGCAUGGCCGGUGAUUUGCAGGGGAAGUUUGGAACUGUUGGUAUUGGACUGACCAAGUCCAGUCAGAAGACAUUUGUCACUGACACCAAUCUUGCUCUCUCAGGUUCUAGUUCUGUCAUUGGAAAGUCCCUGGCUGUGUACUCUGCAAGUGAUGCAAUUAUUGCCUGUGCCAAUAUUGUUGAGGUUGUCCCAAAGAAUGUCUCUGCAACAUUUAGCAUGAGUGGAAUGAAAGGGUCUGUGCGGUUCAUGCAAAAUUCUCCAUUGGACCCAACAACAGUGACUGUCAACUUCCAGAACCUUCAGAAUCUGGCUGGUGGUUGGCACGUCCAUGCAUAUCCAUUAGUUCCUAAAAUGUUUGCUGAUGAUUUCCAGUGUAGUGGCAAGGAUGUAGGCGGACAUUGGAAUCCCUUUGGUAUAGAUCCAAGUACAAGCCCAAGUGCAGGAACUGGUACCAAUGAUGAAUACGAGGUUGGAGACCUUAGUGGGAAAUAUGGAUCACUGGCCAACAUGGCAUCUCUGAUGGCUGCUGUCUACAUUGACUAUAACCUGCCCCUCUUUGGCCCCAAUAGUAUUAUUGGGAGAUCAAUUGUCAUACAUGAAAAUAUGCCAGGUUCACCAAGGUGGGUGUGUGCCAAUAUUGACUAUCCUGCAGAAACUAUAACAGCCAAAGUAACAUUCAAGUACCCAGUUAUUGGAGAAAUAAUUAUGCGCCAAGAAAAGAAUAAGCCACUCACAGAUACAAGCAUUUUUGCCAAGCUUGGUUAUGCAAAUGGGAUGACUGGAAGCUCUGGGCACAAUUUUCAUGUGCAUCAAACAAAAGUGAGUGAAGAUUUUAUGGCUGACACAGGACGUUGCAUGUCUGCUAAGGCACAUUUUAAUCCAUAUGACAGUUACAUGCAGGGCAAUUAUGCCACUGAGUGUUCAGAGAACAAUCCACUGCGAUGCGAACUUGGUGAUCUGUCUGGAAAACACACCACACUGAGCAUUGGGGAUUCCUCGGGAGGUUUUACUCAUGCGUUCUUUACUGACAUUCUCCUCCCUCUAUCAGGUCCACAUUCUGUGAUUGGUCUGUCAGUGGUGAUACAUGUUGGCGCAGGAAGAUUAGCGUGUGGUGAUAUAUAUGAAGUCAAGCCCAUGGUGGCUGAGGUCACAUCAUGGAGUGCAGGAGGGCCAACUGGAACAUUCACUUUCACUCAGAACUCCAUGUUUGAUAUGACUGAGGUUUCUAUCAACAUGGCCAACCUUGGAGCCAAUGCAGGAGGGUACCAUGUACACGUGCUUCCAGUGCCAGAUGGCAUGAACAGCCCAUGUUCUAGUAAAGGGGUACAGGGGCAUUUCAACCCCUAUAACAUUACUGUGGCUAACAGUCCUGCUGCAGGAACAGGAACAAAUGAUGAGUAUGAGGUUGGUGACAUGAGUGGAAAGUAUGGUAUGAUGAAUACCAUGAAUUCCAUGGCAAUGGUGAAGGAAGACAAUAACUUGCCACUUUUUGGACCACAAAGUAUCGUUGGACGGUCAAUUGUUAUUCAUAAAAGUGACAGCUCGGGCUCUCGCUGGGUAUGUGGAAAUAUAACUGCUAAGACAGGGACCAAAGUGGUAGCCAUUGCUACCUUUGAUGCUGGGGUACUUCACGGGUAUAUAAAGAUGCAUCAGAUGACAUAUACAGAUGGCAGUUUCAGUGACACAACAAUUGAAAUGGACCUGAAAUAUGCAAAUGGCACACAGACUACAAAUGAUCAUAAUUGGCACGUACAUGAGUCCAAAGUUGGAAGUGACGGUACAGUUGCCUUAGACAAAAGAUGUAAAAGUGUAGGUCCACAUUACAACCCUUACAGAGUCAACACAACUGGAAGUUACAGUAGUGACUGCAGUUUUUCCAACCCACUGCGCUGUGAGAUGGGAGACAUAUCCGGAAAGCAGGGACAGUAUGAUAUAGGCAGUGGAAGGGUGCUGUUCAAUGAUAUUGACCUUCCUCUACAUGGAAAAUUUUCAGUAAUUGGCAGAUCUAUAACCGUCCAUACAGAGAAUGGAGGUGGUGGCAGGUUAGCAUGUGCUGACAUUGUAGAAGUGAAAGCACCUACACCAAGUCCAAACACUGAUAACACAGUUUCAGGAGCAGUGACUUAUAAAUGGAACUUGGCAGUGAUGUUGUUGUGUUUGGUUGUGAUGUGCUGGAACAUCUAAUGCAAUGCAGACAUGACUAGGAGCACAACACAAUGGGACUGUAUUUUAAUCUGAGAAUUUCAAGGUUUUGAAAUUGAUGGAUGUUGUUUCACUGAUAUAUGAUCUUUUGUAAAAACAUACUACAUAGAUAUAUCAGAGAUUUCCAAAGAACAUAAAAUACCAUAUUAACAUCAUAGACCAGAGACUUUUUUUAACAUAUUCAUGUUUAAGAACAUAGAAUAAUAUUUUACUAUUGGUGCUGUUUUUAGGUAUUUCCCACCUAUGUAGUGCAUUGUUUGAGGCAAAUGUCCUCAGAGAGAUUUAAAGCCCAUUUUUAGGCUGUUGUAUUGUUAAUACAUUAGAAAUAUGGUUUAUUCAUUUUAAAUUGGGUUUUACGCUGUUAUUAUUGUCUACGCACAAUGUAUUCUUGUAACCAGGCAUGAUUUCCAUUGAAUGACUUUUCUGUGGUUUGAGUUCAAGAGCUGGGUAAUCAUUGCCAAGUGAUUAAACUCUAAGCUGCCUUAACCACACUUCACCCCAUUACAACCACAAUAAAGACGUUGGCUCCGUUUUGUGAACAAAUUUGUCAUACCCUGGGGAAAAUAAGUUCCAAAUCCUUAUUUGGACAUUAUGGCAUUGUUUUGCUCAAUAAGAAUGUUGAAAUGUGCAGGUUUCAUUUUUUUAAAUAUACAUAUUACUGUAUUUAUAUUUUUGCUCAGUACUUUUACCACACAACGUCUUGAGUUGAACAAAAAAUGAAUUAGCACAAUCCUGAUUUAUCUUUAAGUUUGAUUAAAGCUGAAAAAAAAAUGCUGGGGGAUAAUUGUGUUUGGAAAGGGAGGCCCAGUAAAGCACUUUUUAGGAUUGUUCUUAUGUGAAGUAUAUAUUGGGACUAGACAGCUUGAUUGAUAAAUUUAAGACUUGAUCAUCUAUGGCAUUGUUGUACUUGUAUAGUUUCUUUUCAUGCAGUCACACGCAACACUUGGCAGUGUUGCCAAUAUGUGUUUAAUAGGGUAGGAGUCGCUGUCUAGUCCCAGACAAAGCUGUAAGUGAUACCGAUUCUGAAUUCACCUGUGGAAAUGUGCGUAUGUCUCCAUAGAUAUUUGUGCAGCAAUAAACUGUUCAGCCAUGUAGUACUCAGGAAUGGUUGUCUGUCUGAUAUAUCCUGUUGUGCUCAGUUUUUGAGAAUCCUUGUUAUUAUUUUAGAAUGAAAGGUUUUAAUGCUCCUAAGAUUUACCUAAUUGCCACGUAGGUUGUGAAAGUGGAAUAUGCCAACAUUUUGCCAUUGAAAAGGCUUGAGUAAAUCUUACACAUUUCAAUUCCAUAUUUUUAUUGGUGGAAGUGUAAUGUAUAGAUGUUUAAUAUAUAGCUGGAAAUUAUAAGUUGUGUAUGUAUAUAUUGUCAAUUAUUCUUUUGUAUAUAUUAUAAACAGGAUUUUAUGUAAAACACUGGAACUAAUACCAGUAACUAUGCAAUUAGCUGGACAACUUCUCUGAAUUGUUUUGAUAUACAGAGCAUGGUUUACUUUGCAUUUCUGAUGUUUAUGUAAAAGAAAUACAAUUGGUGUAUAAAUCACAAAAUGUUCAAAUCAUUGUCUUGACUUUUUUUUAAUGUGUCAUUCCGAACUGAUACGCAAGAAAACUUAUAAGGUUUGUUUUAUUAUAUUUAGGAGAUAUUAUGUGAAAGUAUCGAAUGCACUGAAACACUUGUUAGCUUGUUUUGUGCAUAUUUCCUGACAUUUAUUUCGCCUUCUCAAUAUUUUCUUGACAUUUCGCUGCAGUUUAUCCGAUGGGUGCGAUGACCUUUCAUCAUGGCUGUUUUGAUAAAAGUGUAUCUGUCUUAACGAGCCAUAAUG
Lingula anatina is the source of this 4911-nucleotide messenger RNA. RefSeq lists its product as uncharacterized. Gene Ontology annotation, molecular function: metal ion binding. Gene Ontology annotation, biological process: superoxide metabolic process. NCBI's taxonomy places the organism in Eukaryota, Metazoa, Brachiopoda, Lingulata, Lingulida, Lingulidae. The record is from RefSeq and is a predicted model, not a curated record.